Messenger RNA from Kogia breviceps (pygmy sperm whale), 1934 nucleotides. RefSeq names its product G-protein coupled receptor 176. Gene Ontology annotation, cellular component: plasma membrane. Gene Ontology annotation, molecular function: G protein-coupled receptor activity. Gene Ontology annotation, biological process: G protein-coupled receptor signaling pathway. NCBI's taxonomy places the organism in Eukaryota, Metazoa, Chordata, Mammalia, Artiodactyla, Physeteridae. The record is from RefSeq and is a predicted model, not a curated record.
GGAGGCAGGAGGGCUUCUGAACUGAGGCCUCUUCCUCGUCCACAGAAGCUGCGGUGGCGGUAAAGACCCCUCCCCUUUGGGGAAGAGUGGGUGACGCUGAGAGUGUCAAUGCUCUGACGACUGGACACUAGCCCCCAGUUUCCGCCCGGAAGGAUAUCAAUGGAUAUUAUAAAGGGAAACUUAGAUGGAAUUUCAAAACCAGCCUCAAAUUCAAGAACAUGUCAUGGGAGCAGAGGUUCAAAUGCUUCUUUGGAGGUGCUCUCACCAGAACCAGCAUCCUUCAAGGUUGAUACUGCAAUCAAUUUGAACUCUGGUAAAGAGGGCCACUCAGAAGGCAGUAGUAAUACAGAGGAAGGUAGAAACAGUAAUGAUGAUAAAGAGGUAAACUACUCGGAGAAAAUAAAACUGGCUGAAGAGAGAUCAGAUAAAGAUUCGAACUUGGUUCAGCAUCAGAUAAUCCCUGAAUGUUCAGAUGAGUCCGAAUUAAAUUCUCAACUUCAAGACGCUAUUCAGAAGAUGAAGAGGCUUGAUAAGAUAUUGGUGAAGAGACAACACAGAGAAAAAGAAGUCAAGAAGCAAGGUUUAGAAAUGAGAAUAAAGCUCUGGGAAAAACUUAAGUCUGCAAGAAAUGGUGAAGCUUUACAAAGUAAUGAGGAGGUAGAAAGUACAAAAAACUUUCUAGCUUUGACUGCUGCAUCAGAAGAAACUGUUGAUCCUUCUUGUUACGAGCACGAAGAUACCUUUUUCUCUGUGUUUCACACUCAAGUCCCUCCAGAAGACUAUGAAAACUGUAUGCAGAAUGUCAAUAAAGAUUUUACGUAUGGUGUGGAAAGAAAUGAGUCAUUGAUCAAAGCAGAAAAGAAACCUUUCUCAAAUACAGAAAAGAUUGAGCUCAGGGGUAAACACAGCCAGGAUUUUAUUAAGCGAAACAUUGAGUUGGCCAAGAAUUCAGGACAACCAGUAGUUAUGAUUGACAGAGAGAAGAAAAGGCUGGUUGAACUUUUGAAGGACUUGGAUAACAGUGAUUCAGGGCUGUCCAGUUCUGAGGGAGAUCAGUCUGGCUGGCUGGUCCCAGGAGAAGGAUACACACCUGCAGUCACACAGCAUGAGCAGCUUGCUAAAAUUGAUACAAAACUCCAAGAAUUUUCUGCCGUUUACCCAACAAUUUCCAGCUCUUCUCCAAGACCUGAACAUGAGAAUGAUGAGGAACCUGACCUUAAUGGUGAUGAUAGAAAUACAGAAAUAACUCCACGAGAAAAGGUACUUCGGAAUACCAAAGAGCAACGGGAUCGGCAGAAUCGGUUGAGAGAGAUAGAUGAAAAGCUAAGAAAGAUGAAGGAAAAUGUGUUAGAUUCAACAUCACUACUCUCUGAGGAACAGUUAAGGUGUCUUCUGGAUGAAUGCACACUUAAACAAAAAUCCAUGAUUAGACUGUCUUCAGAAAGAGAAGAGAAAGACAUUGAGGAUAUAACACCUGAGUUGCCCCAGCUUUCCAGAUCUAUUCUCUCUGAGUCACUAGAUGGGUCAGAAAUACAGGUCAAAAGCACUGAGGUGGAAGGCGCAAAUAUGCCUGAGAAUGCCGAAAGUGAAACAUCUAGAGGCUACUAUCUCACCAAAGCCUUGACUGGGCAUUUUAUGUCACAAGCUCUUGUCGUUGAAGCAAAGAAUAUGAAAUGCCUCCAGUUUUCUGAGGACAAGGUUAUUGGUGACACAAAAGACUAUUUUAUGUCAAAGACUCUUGGCAUUGGGAGACUGAAAAGGCCCUCUUUCUUGGAUGAUCCACUGUAUGGCAUCAAUGUGAACCUUUCAUCCGAAGACCAACAUCUGAAACUCAGCCCUCCAGAGAAACCCAAACCAGAUGAACAGGAGACUGAAGAUGUAACAGAAGAAUGUAAAGAAUCUUAAGCAAAGACUUGCUGGGGUGUGCUUUUAAG